This is a messenger RNA of Oncorhynchus tshawytscha (Chinook salmon), 11716 nucleotides long. Its product is annotated as triple functional domain protein-like. Gene Ontology annotation, cellular component: cytoplasm. NCBI's taxonomy places the organism in Eukaryota, Metazoa, Chordata, Actinopteri, Salmoniformes, Salmonidae. Bases 607 to 9627 code for a protein of 3006 amino acids. Gene Ontology annotation, molecular function: ATP binding; protein kinase activity; protein binding. Gene Ontology annotation, biological process: protein phosphorylation. The record is from RefSeq and is a predicted model, not a curated record. The transcript has 53 exons.
UAACUGCAGAUAGAUAUUCUCAGGCCAUCUCCUUUUCGCUCUCUCUCUGUGCUGUUUAGCUGCAGGCAAGCUUCUCCUCUUCUCUGUCUGUUUUCAGUGUUAUUGGAUACUAGCCUAGAGGCUGACUAGUGGUUAGAAAAACAGUGUAGGGGAUCUGGUGCGGGCUGCAUCCGGAGAGAAGGGGCGUCGGUCUGGACUAGGACGUGGGAAGCGUGGGCGGUUGGCUUGCAGAGUUGCUAGUGGAACGUUACCUGGCAAGACUGUCUGUGCUGUCCACUCAGCGGGAGGGCAGUUUUACGCUCUCUUUUAUACACAGAAACAAACUCUCGCUCUCACUUUAUCUGUCUCUCACUUUGUAUUUGGCUCUCUCUCCGGUUCACUCGUUCUCUCCCACUGUUUUCUUAUGGUUUCUCUCUGGGAGACGGCUGGGCUGGUCUUUUCAGAGAGUGAAGUCAUAGUGAUUUAGUUCAGAGCACAGGGCCUCCUUCUGCGCUGUGAGACACUCAGGUUAAGUCUUAAACACUGGGGAUAUCCUUUUAUGGUGCUUUUGCAGCGGGACACUUUUGUGAGGAGUUGAGCAGACAUGGCUUCACGGUCAUCGUUGACAUGCGAGGCUCUAAGUGGGACAGCAUCAAACCUCUGCUGAAGAUCCUGCAGGAAUCCUUCCCUUCCUGCAUCCACGUCGCCCUCAUCAUCAAACCAGACAACUUCUGGCAGAAACAGAGGACCAAUUUUGGGAGCUCCAAGUUUGAAUUUGAGACGGUCAUGGUGUCUCUCGAGGGCCUGACCAAGGUGGUGGAUCCCUCCCAGCUGACGUCAGACUUCGAGGGCAGCCUGGAGUACGACCACGACGAGUGGAUCGAUGUGCGCGUGGCCUUCGAGGACUUCGCCGGCGAUGCCGCCCGGGCUUUGGCACGGCUGGAGGAGCUGCAGGAGACCCUGGCGCAGCGCGACCUUCCGCGCGACCUGGAGGGGGCACGGCGCCUUAUGGAGGAACACGCCUCGCUCAAGAAGAGGGCCACCAAGGCCUCGGUGGAGGAGUUGGACACCCAGGGACGCAGGCUGCUCCAGAGACUUCAGCAGGGUAGUGUCACCCCUGGAGGCUACACUAACCGCGGCGGCGGGGGAACGGAUGCUAACGAUGGGCUCACAGGCCACCCAGAUGCCCACAACUUGGUGCCCAAAGUGAGUGCUCUGCUCGACAAGUUGCAUGGCACACGCCAGCACCUGCAGCAGCUGUGGCACAUGCGCAAGCUGAAACUGGACCAGUGCUUCCAGCUGCGGCUGUUUGAGCAGGAUGCAGAGAAGAUGUUUGACUGGAUCAUGCACAACAAGGGCCUGUUCCUGACCAGCUACACAGAGAUAGGAGGGAACCACCAGCAUGCGGGGGAGCUGCAGACUCAGCACAACCACUUUGCCAUGAACUGUAUGAAUGUCUAUGUAAAUAUCAACCGCAUCAUGUCUGUGGGGAACCGGCUGUUGGAGUCUGGUCACUACGCGUCGCAGCAGAUCCAGCAGAUCUCAGGUCAGUUGGAGCAGGAGUGGAAGGCCUUCGCUGCUGCCUUGGACGAACGCUCCACCCUACUGGAGAUGUCUGCUGCCUUCCACCUGAAGGUGGACCAGUACAUGGGUAAUGUGGAGCCGUGGUGUAAGGCGUGUGGAGAAGGAGACCUGCCCUCUGAGCUACAGGACUUGGAGGACACCAUCCACCAUCACACAGGACUCUAUGAGCACAUCACCACUGCCUACUCUGAGGUGAGCCAAGACGGGAAGUCCCUAUUGGACAAGCUGCAGCGGCCCCUGACCCCGGGUAGUGCUGAUUCGCUGACGGCCUCGGCCAACUACUCCAAGGCGGUGCACCACGUACUGGACAUCAUCCACGAGGUGCUACACCACCAGAGACAACUGGAAAACAUCUGGCAACACCGCAAGGUCCGGCUGCACCAGCGCCUGCAGCUCUGUGUCUUCCAACAGGACGUCCAGCAGGUGCUGGACUGGAUAGAGAACCAUGGUGAAGCCUUCCUCAGUAAGCAUACCGGAGUGGGGAAGUCCCUACACAGAGCUCGGGCCUUGCAGAAGAGACACGAGGACUUUGAGGAGGUGGCCCAGAACACCUAUACUAACGCUGACAAGCUGCUGGAGGCAGCAGAGCAGCUGGCCCAGACAGGAGAAUGUGAUCCAGAGGAGAUUUACCAGGCAGCCCACCAGCUAGAGGACCGCAUCCAGGACUUUGUACGUCGCGUGGAGCAACGUAAGGUCCUCCUGGACAUGUCUGUGGCCUUCCAUACUCACGUCAAAGAGCUGUGGACGUGGUUGGAGGAGCUGCAGAAGGAGCUGCUGGACGAUGUGUAUGCUGAGUCUGUGGAGGCGGUGCAAGACCUGAUCAAACGCUUUGGCCAGCAGCAACAGACCACGCUGCAGGCCACUGUCAACGUCAUCAAGGAGGGAGAGGACCUCAUCCAGCAGCUCAGGGACUCUGCUAUCUCCAGUAACAAGACUCCCCACAACAGUUCCAUGGCCCACAUCCAGAGUGUCCUACAGCAGCUGGACGAGGCCCAGGCUCAGAUGGAAGACCUGUUUCAGGAGAGGAAGAUCAAACUGGAACUCUUCCUGCAACUACGCAUCUUCGAGAGGGACGCCAUCGACAUCAUCUCAGACCUGGAGUCGUGGAAUGAGGAGCUGUCCCAGCAGAUGGGUGAGUUUGAUACAGAGGACCUGACGUUGGCAGAGCAGAGGCUCCAGCACCAUGCUGACAAGGCCCUCACCAUGAACAACCUGACCUUCGACGUCAUCCACCAGGGACAGGAGCUGCUGCAGUACGUUACAGAGGUCCAGGCCAGCGGUGUGGAGUUGCUGUGUGACAGGGAUGUGGACAUGGCUACUCGUGUUCAGGACCUGCUGGAGUUCCUCCAUGAGAAGCAGCAGGAGCUGGACGUGGCGGCCGAGCAGCACAGGAGGCACCUGGAACAGUGUGUCCAGCUACGCCACCUUCAGGCCGAGGUCAAACAGGUGCUGGGUUGGAUCCGUAAUGGAGAGUCCAUGCUGAAUGCAGGUCUGAUCACAGCUAGCUCUCUACAGGAGGCAGAACAGCUACAGAAGGAACACGAGCAAUUCCAAAAUGCCAUAGAGAAAACCCACCAGAGUGCAUUGCAGGUGCAGCAGAAGGCUGAGGCCCUGCUCCAAGCCAACCACUAUGACAUGGACAUGAUCCGGGACUGUGCAGAGAAGGUGGCCGACCACUGGCAGCAGCUCAUGCUCAAAAUGGAGGACCGGCUCAAACUGGUCAACGCCUCUGUAGCCUUCUACAAGACUUCCGAGCAGGUGUGCAGUGUGCUGGAGAGCCUGGAGCAGGAGUAUAAGCGAGAGGAGGACUGGUGUGGGGGAGCUGAUAAACUGGGCCCUAACAGUGAGUCAGACCAUGUCACACCCAUGAUCAGCAAACACCUGGAGCAGAAGGAGGCCUUCCUCAAGGCUUGUACACUAGCAAGGCGAAACGCGGACGUCUUCCUGAAGUACCUGCACAGAAACAGUGUCAACAUGCCAGGGAUGCUGUCUCACGUCAAAGCUCCUGAAACACAGGUCAAAAACAUCUUGAAUGAGCUGCUCCAGAGAGAGAACCGGGUGCUGCACUUCUGGACAAUGAGGAAGAGGAGACUGGACCAGUGUCAGCAGUAUGUGGUGUUUGAACGCAGCGCCAAGCAGGCUUUGGAGUGGAUCCACGACACGGGAGAGUUCUACCUGUCGACCCACACCUCCACCGGAUCCAGUAUCCACCACACACAGGAGCUACUGAAGGAGCACGAAGACUUCCAGAUCACAGCCAAGCAAACCAAAGAGAGGGUGAAACUGUUGAUCCAGCUGGCGGAUGGCUUUUGUGACAAAGGGCACGCCCAUGCGCUGGAGAUAAAGAAAUGGGUCACCUCUGUGGACAAGCGCUACAGAGACUUCUCCCUCCGCAUGGACAAGUACCGGUCCUGUCUGGAGAAAGCACUGGGCAUCGUAUCCUCUGACUCCAACAAGGCCAGUAAAGGGCUGCAGCUGGACAUCAUCCCCGCCAGCGUCCCAGGGUCAGAGGUCAAGCUGAGGGAUGCUGCCCACGAACUCAAUGAGGAGAAGAGGAAGUCUGCCAGGAGGAAAGAGUUCAUAAUGGCAGAGCUCAUUCAGACAGAGAAGGCCUACGUCAGAGACCUGCGGGAGUGUACAGAUACCUACUUGUGGGAGAUGACCAGCGGUGUUGAGGAGAUCCCUCCAGGCAUCGUCAACAAAGAGCACAUCAUCUUUGGCAACAUGUUGGACCUCUACGAGUUCCACCACAACAUCUUCCUGAAGGAAUUGGAGAAAUACGAACAGCUACCUGAGGACGUGGGUCAUUGCUUUGUCACCUGGGCAGAUAAAUUCCAGAUGUAUGUGAACUACUGCAAGAACAAACCAGACUCUACCCAGCUCAUUCUGGAGCAUGCAGGGCCCUAUUUUGAUGAAAUUCAACAGAGGCACCGGCUUGCCAACUCCAUAUCCUCAUACCUCAUCAAGCCUGUCCAGAGAAUAACCAAGUAUCAGCUGCUUCUCAAGGAGCUGCUGACCUGCUGUGAGGAGGGGAAGGGGGAGAUCAAGGAUGGUCUGGAGGUGAUGCUCAGUGUCCCCAAGAGAGCCAACGACGCCAUGCACCUCAGCAUGAUGGACGGGUUCGAUGGGAAUAUUGACUCCCAAGGAGAGCUGAUCCUGCAGGAGUCCUUCCAGGUGUGGGAUCCCAAGACUCUGAUCCGUAAGGGACGUGAGCGCCACCUCUUCCUAUUUGAGAUGUCCCUGGUCUUCAGCAAGGAGGUCAAGGACUCUAACGGACGCAACAAGUACCUCUACAAGAGCAAGCUCUUUACUUCAGAGCUGGGUGUCACAGAACAUGUGGAGGGGGAUCCGUGUAAGUUUGCUCUCUGGGUUGGGAGGACCCCCAGCUCAGACAACAAGAUGGUGCUCAAGGCGUCCAGCAUAGAGAACAAGCAGGACUGGAUCAAACACAUCCGGGAGGUGAUCCAGGAGCGUACCAUCCACCUGAGAGGAGCCCUGAAGGAGCCUAUUCACAUCCCCAAGGCCACCACAGUCAAACACAAGGGCAGAAGUCAUGGAGAGGACCUGGACAGCCAGGGUGAUGCCAGCAGUCAGCCAGACACCAUCUCUAUCGCCUCCCGUACCUCUCAGAACACACUGGACAGCGACAAGCUCUCUGGUGGCUGUGAGCUGACCGUGGUCAUCCAUGACUUUGUGGCUAGUAAUGGCAGCAGCUCUGAGCUGACUGUACGGAGGGGUCAGACGGUAGAGGUGCUGGAGAGGCUUCAUGACAAGCCAGACUGGUGCCUGGUGAGGACCACGGACCGCUCCCCUGCCCAGGAGGGCAUAGUACCCUGUGCCAUGCUCUGCAUCGCUCACUCACGCUCCAGUAUGGAGAUGGAAGGACUAUUCAACCACCACCACAAAGACACCCUGUCUGUGUCCAGUAACGAUGCCAUCCAGCCUGGCACCAGCCACACCCUGGGCUUCCACAGCUCCCCAGGGCCCAAGCGACCGGGCAACACGCUGAGGAAGUGGCUAACCAGCCCAGUGAGGCGCCUGAGCAGCGGCAAGGCCGAUGGACACGUCAAGAAGCUGGCCCACAAGCACAAGAAGAACCGCGACGGACGCAGCAAGAACGCAGACUCCGCCGGCUCCCAGAAAGACUCGGACGACAAUGCCGCCACGCCACAGGACGAGACCAUCGAGGAGAGGAUGAGGAACGAGGGGCUGAGCAGUGGGACUCUGUCCAAGUCCUCCUCCUCUGGGAUGCAGAGCUGUGGGGAGGAGGAGGGGGAGGAGGGGGCUGAUGCUGUACCCCUACCUCCCCCCAUGGCCAUCCAACAACACAGCCUGCUGCAGGCUGACUCUCAGGACGACAAGGCGGCCUCUCGUCUAUCGGGCCGACCCAGUAGUUCAGAGACACCCAGUGCGGCUGAGCUGGUCAGUGCCAUCGAGGAGCUGGUCAAGAGUAAGAUGUCCCUGGAGGACCGUCCCAGCUCUCUCUCUGUGGAACAAGGGGACAGCAGCAGCCCCUCCCUCAACCCCUCUGACAACUCCCUCCUGUCCUCCUCCUCCCCCAUCGAUGAGAUGGACGAGCGCAAGUCGGGUUUCCUCAAGAGACGCCACUAUGUGUUACUGGAGCUGGUGGAGACAGAGAGGGACUACGUGAGAGACCUGGGUUCAGUGGUGGAGGGCUACAUCAGCAAAAUGAAGGAGGACGGCGUGCCAGACGACAUGAGGGGAAAAGACAAGAUAGUGUUUGGGAAUAUCCAUCAGAUCUACGACUGGCAUAGAGACUUCUUCCUGGGAGAGCUAGAGAAGUGCCUGGAGGACCCUGAUAGGCUGGCUCCCCUGUUCGUCAAACAAGAGCGACGGUUACACAUGUACAUCGUGUACUGUCAGAACAAGCCCAAAUCAGAGCACAUCGUGUCUGAGUACAUAGACACUUACUUUGAGGAGUUCAAGCAGCGUCUGGGCCACAGACUCCAGAUCACUGAUCUUCUCAUUAAGCCUGUGCAGCGCAUCAUGAAGUACCAGCUCCUACUGAAGGAUUUACUUAAGUUCUCCAAAAAGGCUGCAGUAGAUACUACUGAGCUGGAGAAAGCAGUGGAGGUCAUGUGUGUUGUGCCCAAAAGAUGCAACGACAUGAUGAACGUUGGGCGUCUCCAAGGCUUCGACGGCAAGAUUGUGGCCCAAGGCAGACUGCUGCUCCAGGACACCUUCAUGGUAUCAGAUCAAGACGGGGGGCUUCUCACAAGGAUGAAGGAGAGGAGGGUCUUCCUCUUCGAACAGAUCGUCAUCUUCAGUGAGCCCCUGGACAAGAAGAAAGGCUACUCCCAGCCAGGAUACCUCUUCAAGAACAGUGUCAAGGUGAGCUGGCUGGGCCUGGAAGAGAGCACAGACGACCCCUGUAAGUUCACCCUGACCUCCCGGUCAUCCAGUGGCGGUGUGGAGACCUACGUAAUGCACUCAGCCAACCCUGGAGUCAGCCAGAUGUGGGUCCACCAGAUCACCCAGAUCCUGGAGAGCCAGCGCAACUUUCUCAAUGCACUGACAUCCCCUAUAGAGUACCAGAGGAACCACGUGGGUGCAAGUGGACCAGGCCUGGGGGCCCCCAGCAGCAGCAGUGGCCUGGCAGGAGGCGGCUGCAGCAGCUCCACAGUUGGCCCUGGUAGUAACUCUCUGUGUGGCCCCCAGAGUCGCCGGCCCUCGCGCAUCCCCCAGCCCUCCUCGCGUAUCCCGCAGCCAGUCCACCACCACCACCCCCCGGGCUCUGACGGCCCGGACAGAACAGCAGGUACGUGGUCCCGACAAUCCCCCUCCACCUCCCCCUCCUCCCAGACCCCCUGCCCUCCUGACCAUGCAGAGGGGGACCUGGGGCCCCAAGAUGUCCCCAAGAUGCAAGUGCUGGAGGGUCCCCGGCCCCACAGCAGAACCAGCAACAACAGCAAUGGCAAGUCCUUGGGCGUUGCUGAGGGCAGCUUCAAGGAGAGCUACCCUGGGGAGGACCCUCAGACUCCCAUCCCACGGCUGGCUGUGGCCCCUCUGAAUCUUGCCAAGCCUCGAGUAGGGACGGUCUCUCCACUGACCUGUCCCAUAAAGGAGGAAUUCAUCCCGGGCAGCCCAGCCCAGAAAAGCUCCUUUUUCUGGUCCACCGCGGUCCCAGCCUCCCCAGCUAGCCGACCUGGCUCCUUCUCCUACCACAGUGAUAGUGGAGACUCGACCCUGGGCCACAGGGAGAGCCACAGCCACCGCCACUCUACCCACAGCAAGGAUAUAGACCGCAUGAGCACAUGCUCCUCCACCAGUGAGCAGUCCGUACAGUCCAUGCAGAGCAACGGGCAGCUAACUGCUACAGUAACUCAGCUUGCUGUACUGUAUGUUGGUGUCCUCUCCUCUCCCUUGAGUGAAAGCAGUAGCAGCAGCAGCAUCAGCACCAUGCUGGUGACCCAGGACUACGUGGCCCUGAAGGAGGAUGAGAUCAGUGUUUCCCAGGGCGAGGUGGUCCAGAUGCUGGCCUCCAAUCAGCAGAACAUGUUCCUGGUGUUCCGGGCUGCCACCGAGCAGGGCCCUGCCGCCGAGGGCUGGAUCCCCGGCUACGUACUGGGUCACACCUCCACCAUCAUCCCCGACCUCCCCGAAGGAACCAUCAAGAAAUCAUCCUCGUGGCACACAGCACUCCGCAUCAGGAGAAAGUCUGAGAAGAGAGACAAGGAGACCAGGAAGGAAAAUAAGAUGGAAAACGGCUAUCGCAAAUCUCAAGACUGUCUGACUAAUAAAGUUUCUGUAAAGCUUCUAAACCCCAACUACAUCUAUGAGGUACCCCCAGAGUUCCUGCUGCCCCUGAGUGAUGUGACCUGUGACCUGGGGGAGAGUGUCACUCUGAGGAGUAAGGUCUGUGGAAGACCCAAAGCCUCGGUCACCUGGAGAGGACCUGACCACAGCACUCUGAGCAACGACGGACACUACAGCAUCACCUACAGUGACACGGGCGAGGCAACUCUCCUCAUCAUGGGUGUGUCUGUGGAGGAUGACGGGGUGUACACCUGUGUUGCCACCAACGUAGUGGGCAGCAUGUCAUCCUCCGCCAGCCUCAGAGUCUCAGAGGCCUCUGACGAUGGGAGUGAAGUGAUCUGGAAGAACAACUUUGAGUCCUUCUACACAGAGGUCACAGAACUGGGCAGGGGGAGGUUCUCAGUGGCUAAGCGCUGUGACCAGCGUGGGAGCAAGCGUGCCGUGGCAGCCAAACAUGUAAACAAGCGGUUGAUGCGGCGUGAGCAGGUGCUCCAGGAACUGAGGAUACUACAGUGUCUGGAACACCCACACCUGGUCGGCCUGCUGGACACCUUCGAGACAGCCACCAGCUACGUGCUAGUGCUGGAGAUGGCUGAUCAAGGCCGUCUCCUGGACUACAUAGUCAGCUGGGGUAACCUCACUGAAGAGAAGGUGGCCUUGUACCUUCGGGACAUUCUAGAAGCUUUACACUACCUGCAUAGCUGGAGGAUAGCUCACUUGGACUUGAAGCCUGAGAACUUGUUAGUGGAGCAGAACUCUGCCCAGCCCGUGGUCAAGCUGACAGACUUCGGAGACGCCGUCCAGCUGAACAGCGGCCACUACAUCCACCCUCUACUGGGCAGCCCAGAGUUCUCAGCCCCGGAGCUGGUGCUGGGCCAGCCCGUCUCCCUGACUUCUGACCUCUGGAGCCUGGGAGUUGUAACAUAUGUGGUAUUGAGCGGGGCAUCUCCCUUCCUGGACGAGAGCGCUGAGGAGACAUGCCUGAACAUCUGUCGUCUGGACUUCAGCUUCCCCCAUGACUACUUCCAGGGUGUGAGCCAGGCGGCUAGGGACUUUGUGUGUCUCCUGCUACAGGGCGAGCCGGACCGGAGACCUUCGGCCGCCGCUUGCCUUCAGGAGCCCUGGCUGCAGCCGUGGGACUCCCACCAGCAACAAAACCAGCACCCAGGGUGCAUCGACACCUCCAGACUCAUCUCCUUCAUAGAGCGGCGGAAACACCAGAACGACGUUAGGCCCGUGGGCAGCAUCAAGACGUUCCUUCACAGCAGACUCCUCAACCAGAUAUAAGCAGGUUAGAGGACUACAGUACCCAGAAACCACCAAGUCACAAUGAUGAUCUCAUCCUCCCUCAGCCAACUACGCCACUUCCUUAGAACUAUUUUACCCAGCAUCCUGCUGCUGCUGUCUGCUGACUGCUUUGAAUAUUUGUGACUGAGAUAUACCCCCCCAAGAGAUUUAGAUACUUCCCUUCCAUCCCCACCUUUGUAUGUACGAUGGCUAUAUGCCUGCACAAAAGUAAACUAUUUGAAAGUAUUUCAAACUUGACUAACAGGGAGAACAAAGCUUUCUCGAGAGCCAGUGAGAGCAAGCCUUGUUUGGAUAGUAUUACAAACCGAUACUGUAAUAUCGGGUUGCUUUUGGUUGAAUAUAAGAAAAUUGUUUUUGUAAUGAGAGAUUACUUUUUGUAAAGGAAAUGUAUAGUGAAGAAACAAAUGUCUUUUCAUAUACCUUUUCAAAGACAAAGGUUAUUAAAAAGAAUGAAAACAAAAAUGAAUGCGACAUAUGAACAAAGCACCACCGACCCUCACAGGGUCGUUGCUUCAGAACACUACUUCUAGAACCAGUUGGAGACCAAACUCAUUGUAGUUGUGGUUGAUUAACAUACAAUAACUCGGCAAAUGCUUUGUUCUGGCCUUGCUAUUGUGCUAUUGGACCCAUAACAGUUAGUACAAUUGUUAUUUUAGUCAGAUCUCAGCAGAGAAAUAAAUAAACAAGCAAACAAACAACAAAAAGCUAUAACACUAUUGGAAAAGCUCUUUAGAUUUCUGAUAUAUCCGCCUUACUUUGUAAAUAAUGUGUUCCUGCCUUCAUUCUCAUUUUGAAGAAUUUGUCUCAAACGCUGUUUCAUUAGCUGAGUAGUAAGUCCUGCCAAUGGAAGAGAGGUGUGCGGGAGACCAGCUCCUCCUCAUGCCAAUCAAAAUACUUAAACCCUCACGACCAGAAAUACUUCUAGAAAUGCACUCGUAUUUUGCGUUAACUUCUCAUGUGCAAUGUUGCAGCUUUAACAUGUAUGCAACCAUUUAUGAAGACGUGUGUUGUACCCGUAAUCUAAAAAGGCAUGUACGUACCUGGUACUGCAGUAGAUGUAUGUAUUGUGUUGCUAUUUUCCGUAUUAAGUUCAGUAUUAAUAUCUUGGUAACCUAAAAUGCAGGUUUUUGCAAAUAAUGUAAAAUAAGAAAAAAUAUUUGAAUCGAUUUUGGCACUUAUGCUUUCAGUUUGUCAUUGAUUUGUUUUAUUUUCUGUAACUAUACCAAAGUUAACUGUACUUUACUCUCUUUAAAUGUGUUAUAUAAUGUACCAUGUUAAGUUAUGAAAACCUUGCCGAACCUAGAGAUGUUUACAUUGGUUCACAGUGGCUUUAUUUAUUAGCGUAAGGACGUUGAGUUGUUGUUACUGCUUACCUAAUUAACAUUUCAAACUUCACUUCUCAAGCUGUGCACAAAGUGGUGAUUGCUGUGUACGUUUGUUUGACUUUUUAAGUUAUGUAUUUCGCUAGACAUUGUGUUGCAAUGAUCAACAUCUUGGUUUCACUGAAACUUGGGAUAGCAUUCUUUGCCGAGCCUUUGGUUUGAAGGGGGGGAAAAAUACCCACAACAUUGUACCAGCGUUACAAUAAUUGUGCAUGGACGUUGCGGCGCUAUUACCCUAACCUUUAUCUGAGAGUGACCAUGACCGAGCUGUUUUCAGUGAAUUAAUCAUUGUAUGAAUUCAAACUGAUUUUAAAGUGCCAGUCAAUUGAUCUGGAGAGGCAGAUGAAACCUUUUCAAGCUUAAAAGGAAAUACAUCUGUUAUCAGUUUCAUGUCUAUGUCAAGGCAGUAGUCACAGUGAUACAAUGAAUGUGUUUGUGAACCUGUACAGUCCCAUUUUGUGUCCUCUUAUUUAUUCAUGUGUAAAGCUGUACAGACAUGGAGGACAAACAUGGGAACCUGGAUGUAACCUCAUCAUAUUUGAUACAUACUACAUUAUUUUGAAUGUUAAAUUACUUAUUUUUACUUUUGCAUGUAUAUUUCUUUGUACAGAAAUUGUUUACACAUUACUUGCUGUAAAUAUUUAAUUUAGUCCUCAGUUAUUUUGCCAUUAAACGUAUGGAACAUA